GUCUGGCUUCUUCGGGUCUCUAAUCCCCAUUUUACAGACGGGAAAACCGUGGUGCGGCUCGGGGGCCGGCGGCCAGGUCGCUCGCGCCUGGUCCCCCGGUCUAAGGGACAGAGGUGCAACGUGGAGCCCGGCAGGUCCCUCCGAGGCGCUCGGUUUCUGCAAACACGUGAAUGAACUGGAUGCCGGCCGCUGCUCCUUCGUGCCCGGAGUGAGAAGGAGGCGCUGCCUGUUGGCAUGCCCCACCAGCCCUCAGUCUGAGCCGAGUGGCCCCCACCCUCCGCCACCCUGCACUGCCCCGGCUCCCCCGCGGCCCCCACACUGCAGUGCGGCCGGGCCCCGUCCCCGAAGGGGCCGCCCCUGCCACCCACCCCUGGCGCCCGGGGUGGCCCAGCCCGCAGGGCCAUGAAGCUGCAGGCUGUGAUGGAGACGCUCCUGCAGCGGCAGCAGCGGGCACGCCAGGAGCUGGAGGCCCGGCAGCCCCCCGCCGGCCCCCCGGCCCUCUCCAAGGCUGCCUCGGACGAGGACAGAGACCCCGAGAACACCCGGAUGCAGCAGGCGCAGAUGGCCGCCCUGGCCGCCAUGCGGGCUGCUGCCGCCGGCCUCGGACCCGCACCGAGCCCCAGUGGCUCCGAGGACAGGCCCCCCAGCUCCGAGGACGAGGACGCCGCCCAGGAGGGGCCGCCCGGCUCCCCCGGUCGAGGCAGGGAGGCGCCAGGCCAUGCCGGAGGCGACAGGCACUUCGAGGACAUGGGCUCUGACGAUGACCUGAAGCAAAAAUGGGAAGAGGAGGAAGACGAGGAAGAGCUGGAGGAAGACUUGGGGGAUGAGGACGAGGAGGACGAGGAGGAAGACUAUGAGGAUGAGGAGGGGCUCGGGCCCCCGGGCUCGGCUGGCAUGGGCCCCACAGCCCUGUUUGCCCACAAGACCCAGCUGCCCCAGGCCUUCCGCGGUGGCGACGGCGGGCCCCCGGUGAUGGGCAGCCAGGAGCGCCCAGGGGCCGGGCCAGCCCACCCCGGAGGGCCCGCCCACGUGGUACCCCAGCUGCAGCCUCCUGACCACGGGGACUGGACGUACGAGGAGCAGUUCAAGCAGCUCUACGAACUGGACGGGGACCCCAAGAGGAAGGAGUUCCUGGACGACUUGUUCAGCUUCAUGCAGAAGCGAGGGACGCCUGUGAAUCGGAUCCCCAUCAUGGCCAAGCAGGUGCUCGACCUGUUCAUGCUGUACGUGCUGGUGACGGAGAAGGGCGGCCUGGUGGAGGUCAUCAACAAGAAGCUGUGGCGCGAGAUCACCAAGGGCCUCAACCUGCCCACGUCCAUCACCAGCGCCGCCUUCACCCUGCGGACCCAGUACAUGAAGUACCUGUACCCCUACGAGUGUGAGAAACGGGGCCUCAGCAACCCCAACGAGCUCCAGGCGGCCAUCGACAGCAACCGGCGGGAGGGCCGGCGCCAGAGCUUCGGGGGCUCCCUCUUCGCCUACUCACCAGGGGGUGCCCACAGCAUGCUCUCCUCACCCAAGCUGCCCGUGUCCUCCCUGGGCCUGGCCACCAGCACCAACGGCAGCUCCAUCACCCCGGCCCCCAAGAUCAAGAAAGAGGAGGACUCGGCCAUCCCCAUCACCGUCCCCGGCCGCCUGCCAGUCUCCCUGGCAGGCCACCCCGUGGUGGCAGCCCAGGCAGUGGCAGUGCAAGCAGCGGCAGCCCAGGCGGCUGUGGCCGCGCAGGCGGCCGCCCUGGAGCAGCUCCGGGAGAAGCUGGAGUCGGGGGAGCCUCCGGAGAAGAAGAUGGCCCUGGUGGCGGAUGAGCAGCAGCGGCUCAUGCAGCGAGCGCUCCAGCAGAACUUCCUGGCCAUGACAGCCCAGCUGCCCAUGAGCAUUCGCAUCAACAGCCAAGCCUCGGAGAGCCGCCCAGACUCGGCUGCAAGCUUGACCAGCACCAAUGGCAGCAAUAGUAUUAGCAUGUCAGUGGAGAUUAACGGAAUUAUGUAUACAGGAGUGCUGUUUGCUCAGCCGCCAGCCCCCACACCGGCCUCCGCUCCCAGCAAAGGCGGUGGUGGCAGCAGCCGGGGAGGAAACGGCGGGACCAGCAGCAGCAGCGUGGGCAGCCAGGCCGGGCCAGCGGGGUUAUCCGCACCCCCGACGUCUUCUACCUCAAAUAACUCAUUGCCUUAACUGCACCACCCCCCACCCACCGCCCCCCCACCCCAGGAGCUGGUCAGACUGGGCAGGGUGCGGGAAAGGUGGGCCGCGCAGGGCCGGGGUGGUGGAAGAUACGGGUGGGGAGGGGAAAUAAUCCACAAAGGAGCCACAGCUAACACCAAAAAUAGAAGAAAAAAAUAUAUACAUAUAUAUAAAGAAAAUUUAAUAAAACAGGGGAAAACCAAGGAACACUUGAAUUACUCAGGUUUCAGACAUUCAGAGAGAGAAACUGCAAGAACAGCUAAGGAGAUCAGGAAAGAGAGCGGCAGAGACUCCCCAGGGCUCCCUGCAGCCUGGCGGGCCGAUUUGGACUGGUGUCUGGUGUCUGGUUUGGACCAGUUGCAAUGUAAGGCCAGAUCCUGUUUACCUCAUACAUCCCUGCACUGUGUGUGUUCAUUUUUGUCUGUUUUUUUUUUUUUUUUUACUUUUGUUCCUGUUCAUCACACACUCAUCCACUCAUCAUACCCGGCUCCUUGUUUUGAAUGAAACCCCUGAGCCAAGAUCAGUUGAAUUUUUUUUCUUGUUGCUUUUGGGAACUUAUUAUUAUUAUUAUUAUUUUUUAAAGAAAUAGCGAUAUUCAAGCUCUAUAGGGUUUUAAGAGGUUUGGGGGGUUUUUGUUCUGUAAAUGUUCUAUUUUAUUCUUGGGGGAGGAAUCAAACCUUAGGAAAAGGAUAUAUAUCUCUAUAUAUUUGUGUUCAUUCAGGGAAACGGGACUU
Pipistrellus kuhlii (Kuhl's pipistrelle) is the source of this 2915-nucleotide messenger RNA. RefSeq names its product AT-rich interaction domain 3A (gene ARID3A). The transcript is spliced from 9 exons. Gene Ontology annotation, biological process: regulation of transcription by RNA polymerase II. NCBI's taxonomy places the organism in Eukaryota, Metazoa, Chordata, Mammalia, Chiroptera, Vespertilionidae. Gene Ontology annotation, cellular component: nucleus. The record is from RefSeq and is a predicted model, not a curated record. Gene Ontology annotation, molecular function: DNA binding. Bases 403 to 2172 code for a protein of 589 amino acids.